Molecule: messenger RNA, 1918 nt
Organism: Myxocyprinus asiaticus (Chinese sucker)
Lineage: Eukaryota; Metazoa; Chordata; Actinopteri; Cypriniformes; Catostomidae
Exons: 5
Coding region: 480-1166 (228 amino acids)
Source: RefSeq, a predicted model, not a curated record
AGGAGGACUGAGCCACCGGGACUUUUACUUUCAGGGAGCAAGCUGGCCCCAAACUGUUCCCCCAGAAAUACAACAGCCAGGCCAAAAUGCACUGCUUACUAGCUUGCCAGGAGAGAGGAGUGAAGGAAAUUAUAGCCUCAAAAUAAAGUGACUGAAAAGGAAGGAGGGAAGUAAAGAAAACAAGAGAAACAGGACACUAAAAUCAAACAGGAAAUAGAGGAAUAUAAUGUACUUUUGAAACAGACACACAAGACUGGGAAAGUCCAAGUGUGUGACUGGGAUUGAGCCAGAAGGUCAGAAUGAAGAACAGCUGUCAAUGUGGGCUCGAGGAGAAAGUGCAGCUGGAAGAGGAGACAUAGUAUACUGUUGCUUUGUGGCUGGGGCAACACGGAGACAAGAACAGACUGAGAUUCUUCUAUAACUUCUCUUCUUCCCUAAGAAGAACAUGGGGAAUAUGGCCCACAUUGGCCGGUAGAAGCAUGUCACCAACAGGGCUGUUACUUCUAUCAAUAUUGACUGUUCGAGGAAGUGGGUGCGAUGAUUUUAUGAAGACAACGGUCCAAAAUCUUCAAGACACUAUCAACAGAGAAAAAAGGAUUGGAUUCCCACAAGUGUUUCCCAAAAAUUACUUCGUGUCUCACUACUUCAAUGACAGCGCUCUGUGUAAUGAGCCGUGCUGUGUGUUUAGUGCUGCUGUGCUCCUAUCUAAUUCCUGGACUCAGCUUCUCUGGCAUCUCAAUAAUGUCCACCUCAAAUACAGAUUCAUCAGCGAGUUGAAACUAAAACUGGACGAAAUAGCAAAAAAGAAAUUUCUGGAACCUCCAGAUCUCUCUACUUUCCCAUCUGUUCAGUCAUCACCUGAAGGUCUACUCUCCUUCACCUCAGCCCUCUUCUCAAGAUGGCUCAAUUUGGAUUGUGCUUUUGGAGAGCAUGACUGCAUUUUCCCCACAAUUAGUGAAGAGGAUCAAGAAAAUCUGGUGUCACAGGAGGAGGGGAAUUUUGACAAUAGUGAAUUGGUGGAUGUGCAGGAGCCUGUGAUAGAAGGAGAGAUAGGUAAAAGACAGUUCGACCAUGGUCCAACCAAUGGAUACGAGUCAUCCUUCCCUGGUUUCUCUCGGUGGACCUUACCUUUUCUAUGGAUAGCAACAUGUGUGACAUCAAUCUAAUCUAAUGAGGGAGAAAGUCUAGGACAUCUGUUUUAAAUAUGACACCAAACUUGGCCUUAAGGAUUCAAGGCUUUACUUUGCCAGGACAGCUACUUUGUUUCCUUGACUUUUGUCAGUUUAAAUGCUUGUCCACUUUUGUUUUACAUGGGUAAAAAGCUUGUCAGUUUGCAUGAGUUUUCAAAGAAGUUGCUCUCUGGAUCAAGUGGUUCAUUAUUUCUGGAGGUUUCUAAAGAGCGACAAUUGUGGAUUCGCUUCUGUUAGAGAAAACAGGAUGUUUUAGAAACUGACACAUGGCCAAUAUGAUGUCUUACUCUGUUGUUUUACCACAACUAUGUACAAACGCACAUGUGAUGUUUGAUAUUUUUCCUGCAUAAUUUCUUUGCACUGAUUGUUUAAAUCACUUAUCCAGUAUUUCUUUCAUCAUAAACAGUGAAUGUGCCAUUCAUAAUAAUUCAGAUGAAAGCUGUCAAAAGUACUUAACAUUAAGCCUAACACUGUUUUCUCUGAUUAUCGCUCAGUGUUCAACUACUACACUCAAAUACUAAAAUAAAUACAAUAAGAUUGUAGAGUUGUCUAUUAGCAAAAAGAACCAUAUCAUCAGUGUUGGCUUGUCAUGCUACUCUUUUUUUUCUUUGAAGACGUUUUUAAUACGUCAUGUUUACAUUUAUUGAUUUGUUGAGGUGGAGACUGUCCAUGAAGCUUGUCAAUACUACCACAACCAAUGUUUUACUAAAAUAAAUUUAACAAUGUGU